This is a messenger RNA of Malassezia restricta, 1125 nucleotides long. Its product is annotated as F-box protein 9. Gene Ontology annotation, biological process: SCF-dependent proteasomal ubiquitin-dependent protein catabolic process. The record is from RefSeq and is a predicted model, not a curated record. Bases 1 to 1125 code for a protein of 374 amino acids. The transcript has a single exon. Lineage: Eukaryota; Fungi; Basidiomycota; Malasseziomycetes; Malasseziales; Malasseziaceae. Gene Ontology annotation, cellular component: SCF ubiquitin ligase complex. Gene Ontology annotation, molecular function: protein binding.
AUGGACGAGGAGCUCGAGGCGUUUCGGAUCGCUUGGUGCCGCGAUGUGGCCGAGCGUGCACAUGGAAGAGCGCCAAAUGCAGCUCAUUCGCACAUGCAAGCGCCAUCAAGCGAUGCUAUGCUGAAAGCCGCAGCUCCAGCGGUACUGCCCGAGGCUUGGGCCGAUCAGGAACGUGACGCACUUAGCAUGCUCCUACGGACGCUUUCGUCCAAGCAUGUUGAGCGUGUGCAUGAAAUGAUGUCGCAAAAUACCGAGGAUCAUACCGUAUGGCCUGAGCAUGUCGGGACAUGUAUAUCGACAAUAUAUGCGGCUGAUUUGGAAGUGAGUGCCGUGCCGAUGGUACAGCAUAUGCCAGACGAGUUGUGGUACAGAAUAUUACUGCAUGUGCUCAUGCCAACACCUCUUGAACCUAUUUGGCCUACUAUGCUGCCUGACAAUAUGUCGUUUCAGCUGCCAUUAGAGUCUUGGCGGCGCGAGACUGGCCCAGAUUAUGUGUCAUUAGAGCGCGUCGCACGCACCUGCUGGCGACUUCGCCAACUCACUUCCCAUCCGCGUCUGUGGCGCGCCAUCGUGCAAGGAACAUAUGCACCGCCGUUUGCUCCUCUUUCAUGCAGCUGGCGCGAUGCAUAUGUGCAUGAGCCACGCGUUCGAAUGAACGGAACGUACAUUGCAACGUGUGAGUAUACGCAGCAGGGCAUGUCGGAAGAGAACGUGUGGGUGCGUGUAUUGCAUGUCGUGCGCUUUUUUCGGUACUUGCGCUUCUUUCCUAAUGGCCGAUGCCUGAGCUGGCUCACGACCGACGAACCUGCCGACGUUGUGCAUCGACUCGAACCGGGCAUUCGGUCAAAAGGAUGUGCCGCCGGGCAUUGGCGAUGCCUCAGCGAGGCUGGAGAAACACUCUCACGACGAGGCGCCACGAUUUUGAUAGAAGACCUGCAUGAUCCAACACUGCCGGGCUACACGUUUCAAAUGACCUUGCACAUGCGCUCGUCCCCUGGUCGGUGGCACCGCAUGGACAUGCUCGAAUACGCAUCGCUGAACCUGCAGACGGGCGAGGUGCUGCCGAUUCCACACAAGCAUGCGCGUCCCUUCCUCUUUUCCCGUGUGCUCAGCUAUGGUGUAUAG